AUGUUUGCCCUUUCUGAGGAGUCCAAGGAGCGCAUUGGCAAGCUUAUUGAAGUUGCACGCGUUGCUAUUCACUAUGGCUAUCUGCCUAUGAUUCUCUAUCUCGGUAUGGUGACCUCAGGACCUUGUGCUCACGGCGCGUCCCUGCCUGUCGAGGCCAUCGCGGGCUUCAGUUCUGGCGUGCUGCAGACUUUCGUUGGCCACCCAUUUGACGUCGUCAAGACACGUUUACAGAUACACGAGCGCAAGGUCGGUCACGACGAGCCUCUGACCAGCAAGGGUGUUAUCAAACAGCUACAGCAUUCUGAACGCCCUUUUGCCGGCUUCUAUCGCGCCAUCACUCCUAACAUCCUCGGCAACUCGAUCAGUUGGGCUGCCUUUUUCGCACUCAAGGCAUACACGGAGAGGUCCAUCAUCUCUGCCAGAGCCCACUUCUCCUCGUCAUCAUCCGACGGCGCCUCAACCAGCAAGUACAGACUUGCUUGGUACGAUCACGGCUUGGCCUCGAUCGUUGCCGGAUUCGGAACACAGGCCGUCACCAACCCCAUCUGGGUGGUCAAGACGCGUAUGCUGGCGGCCGACCCAUCCGUCUCCCAGGGAUACCGAAGCACUUGGAACACCAUCUCGACAAUCCGCAAGGAGGGAUACAAGGGGUUCUACAGCGGUUUCUGGAUUAGUACGACGGGUGUUCUACAAGGCGGCAUCCAGUUCGCCAUCUACGACGAGCUGAAGAAGGUUUACCGCAACGGCGCCUUCGGCCCCGUCUACGCAAAGCAAGACGGCGGACGGGAUAUUGGCAUUCCGAUGGGCUGGACAGUGGCCUUCUCCGUGGCGGCAAAAGUCGCCUCGGUCACCGCUGUCUACCCGUACCAAGUCAUACGGAGCCGGCUUCAAGUGGAUGAUGCCGAGAGGAAGUUCGGCAAGGGCGUCAGGGGCGUGUCAGUCCAGCUGUACAAGGAAGCUGGUCUGAGGGGCUUCUGGAAAGGUCUCGUGCCUGCGGUGGGUAGGACCUUACCAGCAACAUGCGUGACCUUCCUGGUCUACGAGUGGCUCAAGCCACACUUGAGCCAGCGCUUCGACGCCGGCUCCGGCGGGCGCCGGGAGCCCUGAUGGCUCCUGGGCCCGGGAGGAAAAGGUUCGGGGGCUGGAUUUGGCUGUUGCGUUGCAUCUGGGGAGGGGGACCCCCCUCCCCUCCCCAUUUGCAUCAAAAUGAUACCCCAUGUUUGUAUAAUUAGAGACAAUUUGAGCUCGCAAGAGCCAGAGGGACGAGGGUCUCUCACCACAAUGGAACAAUAUAUUUAUCUGC
Cryphonectria parasitica EP155 is the source of this 1303-nucleotide messenger RNA. RefSeq names its product mitochondrial carrier. Lineage: Eukaryota; Fungi; Ascomycota; Sordariomycetes; Diaporthales; Cryphonectriaceae. Gene Ontology annotation, cellular component: mitochondrion; mitochondrial outer membrane translocase complex. Gene Ontology annotation, biological process: folate import into mitochondrion; protein import into mitochondrial matrix; nucleotide transport. The coding region runs from base 1 to 1107 and encodes 368 amino acids. Gene Ontology annotation, molecular function: FAD transmembrane transporter activity; folic acid transmembrane transporter activity. The record is from RefSeq and is a predicted model, not a curated record. The transcript is spliced from 5 exons.